GAACUUCCUCAAGAACAAGUCACUUUGGAACCUUUCAUUGUUACAAAAUUUGGCCCCUUGCUGCAAGGUCUAUCAUAUGUAAUACACACAGAACAAUUUCUUCUAAGCUAUUGAAAUCAUCUGAAAGAAAUAACACACUUAUCUGGACUGGAGUCUGGGUCAUCUUUAGCAAUGAAAAAUAUAGCAGCAGUGACUGCAGAAAUAAUUUUUUCAUUAUUUUUCUCGAGAUAUGUGUGCCGGCUGCUUGUCACACAAUGUGAAAAAAGAUUGUAAACAAACAGGAUAAUUUACUGAUUCUUACACCUGAAAGUGGCACUGAAAAAAUAGCAUAGGCUUUCUUUGCUCUAAGUUUACUGUGAUGCCUGGGAUGAGAAAGACAUUCUGGCGAUUCUGUGAGGAAAGCAUUGAUUGCUGUAUCAUAUAUGAUAUAGCAUGCACUUGUGGGUUGUUUUAUGGCUGAGAGCAGAGUUUUGCAUCAGAACAGAAAACUGGGCGAGUUGGUGAACAUUCAUUGUGUGGCAGCACUGAUGUUAGAACAAGGAUUGAAGAAAAUUGGAACAGGGCAGUAGAAAAAAGUAGAAAUCAGUGCAUGUCCUGUUUUUACUUCAUUCAGUGCUUGUCCCAAUCGGGCUGAUGCCAUACAAUGAGCAGAGAUAGUUUUUUGUUGCGAGAAAUAUUUGAUGACAAAAUAUCACAUUUUUACAGGUUAUACUGUUGAUUAGCACCAUUAUUGCGAUAAAUACAUCAGAAAAUAGACAUUGCAGCAGUUUUUGUCAUAAACGUAGUGUAGGGCCAGUCAUGUUCCUGGAGUAAAGACAAUGGCAGCAACAAACAAUUCUUGGUGAAACAGAAAAACUGUAUUCUUUCUGCUUGCAUAAAGCUCCUAAAGCCUGUACAAAACAAAAAUCCACAUCAGGAUAAGUGCACUAAGGUAUCUGGCUAGGUAAUUGAUGCUCUAAUUUAUUCACUCAAGGAUGAUGUAAUCAAAUUUUAAAGGAAGUUAUAAUAAAUUGAGCUGCAAGAAAUACACUCUAUUACACAAAAGUUUAGAGUUUUUCAAUUGAUGUAUUUUGCAGACUUCCUUUGAUUCAAACGUCUUUCUAUAUGGUAACUGCAGCAUGGUGUAUGAUACAAGACAAUUUUUCUCAUAAUAUCGCAACCAUACGUGUUUUUUAGUUUAAGUUCGGGAAUUUCUGGUCUGAACAAAGCUUUGUCAAAUUUUUGCAUGAGAAAAACAAAUGAUACAGUAAAAGUCAAGGACCAGGUUAAUGACCAGGCUUCCCAUGUGGUAUGAAAAACUUAUUGUUAUUGCCAUCUUUGAGGAUUCAGUGCAAGUUAUAAUCUCAAUUUUCUUUUUGUCAGCAGAUUUGAUCUAGUUUAAUAGGUACUCAGUAGUUUAACACAAGAUUUGCAUGGAACUUAUGCAUUAUGCACAUGUAUUUUUUAUUUGUACUUAAGUGAAACUGAACAUUGUGUGCAGUUAUUGCUAAAUGGGCGAGUUGGUGCAAUUCAAACCCUGGCCCCCUGCUGGAUGUUUAUGGCAGUAUCAUACAUAAUUAGGAUGUAUUCUCCCACUGUGUACUGAUGAUGCUACCUGCAUAGGUGGCAAAACACCUAUGUUUUUGUUAUACUUCGUUGAGUAAAGCCAGUGAUAAAAAAACAUCUAAGUAUGAGUUCCCCUGGCUUUUGCAAAAUUCUUUCACCAAACAGAGAAGUUAGAGGUGAAAGUGUCGAUAAAUCGCAAACCAAAAUGUGGAUAAACCAGACCUCAAUCUGCCCUUUAGAAUAUACAGCUGGAAGUGCCACAAUAUUUUUAAGUGUUUCAGGAAUAAAAAAGAAAAAUAGCAUUCAGGACCAAUGGUUGUCAUGGAAGAAAUUAGAUGUGCAAUAGUACAUUCAAAAUAAAUUUGCUGUCAUGGAAGGGCAUAUUGGAUGCGCCAGUAGAACUUGCCAGAAAGCAAAGCAUAUGAAGAAAUUGUGACAAAAACAUUUAUUAAUAUCCACGUUUCAGAUUCAAGGGUUACAAAUUUCAACUGCCUUAUGUGCAAAUUAAUAUCUUGCUGCAGAAAGAUAUUUCGUGCAGGUUUUCCAUAGAUUUUUCAGUGCCCUCAUACUGUCAGAAAACCUUCACUGGUGAAUUAAAAACCAGCAUCAGCAGGCACAUCACAUUGCAUUUUUGCUAUUAGCAGCAGUGCUGGUAGCUUGUGAAGAAGUAUAAAGGCUUCACUUUGAAUUUUCAUUAUAACCUUUCUCUAAAAAAAAGAUUUCUUUAGCUACCUUCAAGACUCCUUGAAGCUGCUUCGCAUGUUUUCCAGUGUUAUGAAAGGAAAUGGUUGGGCUAACUAACAAAGCACAAAUUAAUUUGUCCUUGUUCACAAAAUUAUUUCUCUGUAGUUGUAGGCAAAAUAGACAGGUUUUUUCAUUGUUUAACACACCUCCACAAUUCAGGACCCUGUUACACAGGGUAUUGUAUUAAGUUACAUGAAAAAAAAAAAGAAUGUGGGCAGUGUCAAAGUAGGAGAGAAUGUGUGACAAAACAUUGACCUCAGUUGUACUUAACAAGUCCUUUCAAGGGGGUGAUGACUUGACCGAAGCCUUUGAACAGGUAGCUGUUGCAAUGUUUGCCUACAUGACAGAAAUUGACAAAGUUGACAUUCAUGCCACGUGUGACAUCAAAGCAGAAGCUGAAGACAUGGUUGGCCUGCUGUACCAUUUUUUAGAUGAGCUGCUGUUUGUUUUCAGUGCAGAACCAUUUAUGAUUGGAAAAUCUUGUUCCUUACAGAAAGUCAAGAUUCUUGAAUUUGAUAAGGAAGCUUUUAGGAUAAAGGCCAAAGUAUAUGGUGAAGUGUUUGACCUUGGCAAGCACCCUCAGGGCACUGAAGUGAAGGCAAUCACAUACUCCAACAUGCAAGUCUGGGACAACCCAAACCAGCAUGAGGUGUUUGCAAUUAUUGACAUAUAAAUAAGUUAUGCGCUGUU
Dermacentor andersoni is the source of this 2979-nucleotide messenger RNA. It is a transcript of the gene Archease, whose product is annotated as protein archease. Gene Ontology annotation, cellular component: tRNA-splicing ligase complex. The record is from RefSeq and is a predicted model, not a curated record. NCBI's taxonomy places the organism in Eukaryota, Metazoa, Arthropoda, Arachnida, Ixodida, Ixodidae. Gene Ontology annotation, biological process: tRNA splicing, via endonucleolytic cleavage and ligation.